GCCUCCUCAAUAAAAGAUGCUAGCUGUCGACUUCAAGGUGAAUUAACUGCCUGGUACCAGCCGCCCCAAACUCGACGUCGCAACACUCCAAGGUCGAUUUAAUGCGUGUCCACACGAUAGCAUCCGCACUCCCAUCAGAGCGAUCAACGUAUAUCGUAUCGAGGUCUCCCUCAUCUACACCAGUGGUCUCUUGAAGACCCGCGCUGCGCCGCCAUGUUGUCGCAUGUCGCUGGCGGAGCCUUUGCGCUCCUCCGGCGAGUCGGAGAAGAGGCAGAUCCAGAGGAAGGAGGAGACUCGUCGCAGCAGGAGGUCUUCUCGUCAUGGGCCCUCUUUAUAUCCAUCGCCCUGCUCAUCAUCUCCUUCUUCACGAGCUACAUAUUGCAGCAGAAGAAAGUGCAGGCAGUCCACGAGACCGUCAUCUCUAUCUUUGCGGGCAUGACGGUAGGUUUGAUCCUCCGUGUGACCGUAGGCACCAACAUCCGGCAGCUCGUGAGCUUCGACUUCCAGAUCUUCUUCAACCUACUCCUGCCGCCCAUCAUCCUGAACUCCGGAUAUGAGCUGCAUCAAGCGAACUUCUUCCGGAACAUCGGCACCAUCCUGACUUUCGCCUUCGCCGGGACUUUCUUGUCGGCCGUUGUCAUAGGCACGCUUCUCUGGUUGUACACGCGGAUACCCCUCGAGGGGCUUGAUAUGAGCUUCGUCGACGCCAUUUCAGUCGGUGCGACAUUGUCCGCGACAGAUCCCGUUACCAUAUUGGCAAUCUUCAACACGUACAAGGUCGAUCCGAAGCUAUAUACCAUCAUCUUUGGCGAGUCUAUUCUCAAUGACGCCAUCGCUAUCGUCAUCUUCGAGACUGCUCAGAAGUAUAAGAGCGGAGCGGCUGGCACGUAUGGGCUGUUCAGCUUUUUCGAGGGUGUGGGCAUCUUCCUGCUCACGUUCUUCGUCAGCUUGCUCAUUGGUGUCAUGGUCGGUGUCGGGACUGCACUCGUCCUGAAGUUCACCUAUGUCAGAAGGUACCCCCAGAUUGAAAGCUGUUUGAUCGUGUUGAUCGCAUAUGCAAGCUACUUCUUCUCUCAAGCCAUUAAAAUGUCUGGAAUUGUGUCCUUGCUCUUCUGUGGAAUAACACUGAAGCAUUACGCGUACUUUAACAUGUCGCGACGGUCACAGCUCAGCACAAAGUACAUCUUCCAAGUGCUAGCCCAGCUAUCGGAAAACUUUAUUUUCAUCUACUUGGGGUUGACGCUCUUCUCGGACACCGAUCUUCAAUUCCAGCCACUUCUGAUUAUGGUUACUGUCAUGGCAGUCUGUGCGGCAAGAUGGGUCGCUGUGUUCCCUCUUUCCAGGGCCAUCAACUGGUUCAUUCGCUACCGGGCACGUCGCAGAGGCAGGGAAGUCAAUGAUGAAUUGCCCUACAACUACCAGGCCAUGCUAUUCUGGGCCGGGCUUCGUGGAGCCGUCGGUGUAGCACUGGCGGCACUUUUGACGGGUGAAAAUCAGUACGCGCUGAAGGCCACAGUGCUAGUGGUAGUCGUAUUGACCGUCAUCAUCUUUGGCGGUACUACAGCACGAAUGCUGGAAAUCUUGGGGAUACGAACUGGGGUCGUAGAAGAGGUCGACAGCGACGACGAGUUCGACAUCGAAGCCGUACCCGGUGGAUCGUACUACAAGCGGUCUGGCUCUGGCAUUGGAUACAACCCGCGUAGAGAGGGGUCUGUGGCUCUCAAUCAUCUGGACGUUGCAAACGGAAAGCGGGAUGGACCAGAGCGCGGAAGUUAUGUGUCUGGGCAUCACUCCCCAGCUGGCGCUUCACGUCCCACCAACCUUCCAAGAAGAAGUUCGAGGGCCGCUCAGACAUCUAGAGACGAGUUUGAAAGGAAUGAUAUCUUGGCCCAAAAUGGCAAUAUGACGGACUCGGAUCUUGGCAGCGAUAUCGACACUUCAGAUCUGCCACCACCAGCACGCCAGUCGCCGCGGAGGAGGUCCAGCCCUCUACUCACGCCAAGCGGCUCGUCCCAAGAAGAGGACAUCUUCUCGUAUCCAACCUCGGGCCAGAGAGAGCAGGGGCCCGUGUCAGCUUCGGCGGCCAUCAAGCAGCUGUUCACCGCGCAGGAUCCGCAGGCAUUGUUCAGGCAGCUCGACGAGGACUACAUCAAGCCCCAUCUGCUCGUGGAUGGAUCUGCCGGCGAUCCUCGCGGGCGUAUGCAUGGCGACGAUGCGGCAGGUCCGAGUUAAAAUAGGGAAGGGGUUAUAGAAAAGUCGUUUGUACGAUCGUCCAGAUGGAAGAUAUACCUGGUAGACAAAGAUCUAGGGCAUGGGAUGGCGUUAUGGACAAUGUAUUUCGAGCGAGUAGCCACAUAUUUGUUACUAUAGAAGCCGGGUCAUCAUCUUGCCGCCUUUAUUUACUUUGCGAGAAAUGUGCC
Pseudomassariella vexata is the source of this 2420-nucleotide messenger RNA. Its product is annotated as Sodium/hydrogen exchanger family-domain-containing protein. Lineage: Eukaryota; Fungi; Ascomycota; Sordariomycetes; Amphisphaeriales; Pseudomassariaceae. Gene Ontology annotation, cellular component: fungal-type vacuole membrane; late endosome; early endosome. Gene Ontology annotation, biological process: proton transmembrane transport; sodium ion transport; vacuolar acidification. The record is from RefSeq and is a predicted model, not a curated record. Gene Ontology annotation, molecular function: sodium:proton antiporter activity. The transcript has 4 exons. The coding region runs from base 214 to 2232 and encodes 672 amino acids.